This is a messenger RNA of Arvicanthis niloticus (Nile rat), 405 nucleotides long. RefSeq names its product proteasome maturation protein-like. Gene Ontology annotation, cellular component: cytoplasm; nucleus. The record is from RefSeq and is a predicted model, not a curated record. NCBI's taxonomy places the organism in Eukaryota, Metazoa, Chordata, Mammalia, Rodentia, Muridae. Gene Ontology annotation, biological process: proteasome assembly.
AUGAACUCCAGAGGCCUUGGGUCGCAGCUGAAGGACAGGAUUCCAGUUACCGAGCUCUCAGCCAGUGGGCCUUUUGAGAGUCAUGAUCUUCUCCGGAAAGGGUGUGUGUGUGUGUGUGUGUGUGUGUGUGUGUGUUCACCCUCUGAUUAUCAGAAAAAAAAAAUCCAACUCAACCAGGACAAGAUGAACUUUUCUACCCUGAGGAAUAUUCAGGGUCUGUUUGCUCCCCUGAAGUUACAGAUGGAGUUCAAGGCAGCGCAGCAGGUUCAGCGUCCUCCGUUUCUUCCGAGCUCAAACCUCUCACUGGACAUUUUGAGAGUCAACAAUGAGACCAUUGGUUUUGAGGAUGUUCUUAACGAUCCAACACUUUGUGAUGGGCGAGCCACACUUGAUAGUGGACUAUAA